This is a messenger RNA of Drosophila guanche, 533 nucleotides long. RefSeq lists its product as uncharacterized. Bases 28 to 459 code for a protein of 143 amino acids. The transcript is spliced from 2 exons. Lineage: Eukaryota; Metazoa; Arthropoda; Insecta; Diptera; Drosophilidae. The record is from RefSeq and is a predicted model, not a curated record.
UCUGGCUCCCCUAAAAAUAUUUCAAAUAUGAAUAAACUGAAAAUCCCUGAGAUGAACGAUUGGACGUCGAAGUCGACUCGCAGCCGUGACGACAUGGUGGAGGUGUACGAGAACGUGACUCGCAUCGUCUGGGUGGACCCUAAACAGCCAUCUGCAUCCGGGAAGAAGGUGGUCAACAUAUUUGUUGAAAAUUCAAAAAAAAUAACUCAGAAGAAAGUCAAAGCUAAAGUUACUUGGCAACUUGUGUGUCACGGUAUUUACCAACGAAAACUGAACACCGACGACGACCCGACACUGAACACGAAACCUGGAAACGAGGCCCUGGCAUCUAAGGAUUCGAAAUGCAGUGGAGAUGCGGGAUCUUCAAAGAGUUCCAAGACGAUUGCUGCUAAUGUGGCUUCCCAAAAGCAUGAGGCGGUUCUAUUGGCCAAAAAUUUCUUUUCUAAAUUGUUAAAAUAGCGUACUAAAUAUUUCGAACACUGUGCUAAACAUAAAUCUUUCGAUGUAAAUACAAACCAAUACUUAAUAUCAUA